Messenger RNA from Raphanus sativus (radish), 2722 nucleotides. Its product is annotated as TPR repeat-containing thioredoxin TTL1-like. Gene Ontology annotation, molecular function: protein binding. Lineage: Eukaryota; Viridiplantae; Streptophyta; Magnoliopsida; Brassicales; Brassicaceae. The transcript is spliced from 6 exons. Bases 295 to 2277 code for a protein of 660 amino acids. The record is from RefSeq and is a predicted model, not a curated record. Gene Ontology annotation, cellular component: cytoplasm.
UCUUCUUCUGUGAACCUUCUCUCUUCUCUCUUCUCUCUUCUCUCUCUAGGCACUCACAUUCAUUCUUUGCUUCACCCUUUUAAAUCACAAGAUCCCCAUCUCCAUCUCUCUCUCUUUCACUUUCCCCUUCCAUGCCUUUGUUCAGAGUAUCCAAUCCUCCUCCCUUCGUCUCCUUCUUCUCACUUCUUCGCCGUUUCCAUUGACGGCUCAUUGCUCUCAAUCGCUAACACCAAGAAAACCUCCGUUAGUUUUUUUACUCACUGUUUGUUUCUUAAUAAAUAAAAAUAAAAGAAAAUGUCACCGUCAGGUAAACCGGUCCCUCCCCGUGAUUCAUUAACCACCUCAGAGAUCAACAAACCGGAUUUCCGCGAGCUAGAUCUCGGUUCACCGGUUUCUCCGCUUCGCUCUCAGCCACGUGGACUCACCACAACCACUACAACGAGCAGCAGCAGCUCUAGCUCCUCCGGAUCUCUAACUAGACAACAACAUCCCCCGGUUAUCUCAAGAUCCGGUUCGGUUCGCGGUGGUAGUAGUAGUACUCAAUCCGGUUCGAGCAGCGGGAACCAAACCAGAUCCGACUCGGUCACAUCGAACUCAACCUCCUCCGCCACUUCUCCGUCGUCGAAUGUGCUUCCCACCGGAAACAUCUGCCCCUCCGGGAAGAUCCAACUCACCGGAAUGACGCAGAGCCGCUCCAGAAGCGACGUUCUCGGAUCCGGCACGGGGACGUACGGCCACGGCAGCAUAAUGCGCGGCGGAGGAGGAAGCAGCGGCGUAUCUCCGGCGAAAACCGUCGCUCCGGUAACUAGCAGAAGCGGCGAAACGGUGUGGAAGAGAGCGGUUCUUGGUUCGGACGCGGAGGAGGUGAAGAGAGUGGGGAACGAGAUGUAUAGGAAAGGCUUGUUCGGCGAGGCGUUGAAGCUGUACGAUAGGGCGAUAGCUUUGUCUCCGGCGAACGCUGCUUACCGGAGCAAUCGCGCCGCCGCGUUGACGGGUUUGGCUCGUGUCGGUGAAGCUGUGAAGGAGUGUGAGGAGGCUUUGAGAUUGGAUCCGAACUAUGGAAGAGCUCAUCAACGUUUGGCCUCAUUGCUUAUUAGAUUAGGACAGGUUGAUAGUGCGAGGAAGCAUCUCUGUUUCCUUGGGAAACCAUCAGAUCCUACGGAGUUGCAAAAGCUUGAAGCUGUUGAGAAACAUAUGAGCAAAUGCGCUGAUGCGAGAAGGGUAGGUGAUUGGAAAGCUGCUUUGAUGGAAGUAGAUGCAGCUAUUGUCUCUGGAGCAGACUUUUCUCCUCAGCUAGGUAUGUGUAAAGUAGAAGCACUAUUGAAACUUCACCGGCUUGAUGCGGCCCAAUCAAAGCUAUUAGAAGCUCCCAAAGUAGAGCCGUUUCCAGCAUCUUGUUCUCAGACUCGGUUCUCUGGUAUGUCCUGUGAAGCUUAUACGUAUUAUGUCAAAGCUCAAGUCGAGAUGGCUUUAGGAAGGUUUGAAAAUGCAGUUAUGGCUGCUGAGAAAGCUAGCCAAAUAGAUCCACGAAGCAACGAAGUCGCCACGUUACACAAUACUGUUACAUUGGUUGCUAGGGCUCGUGUUCGUGGUAACGAUCUAUAUAAAUCAGAAAGAUACACGGAAGCAAGCUCAGCUUACGCAGAAGGCCUUAGGCUUGACCCGUGCAACGCUAUUCUAUAUUGUAACCGAGCAGCUUGCUGGUUCAAACUUGGAAUGUGGGAACGUUCGGUCGAAGAUUGUAACCAAGCGCUGCGUUUUCAACCACGUUACACAAAGCCACUUCUCCGUAGAGCUGCCUCAUAUAGCAAGAUGGAGAGAUGGGCGGCUGCAGUGAGUGAUUACGAAGCCUUGAGGAAGGAACUGCCUCAUGAUAAGGAAGUAGCUGAAUCUUUGUUCCACGCUCAAGUCGCGUUGAAGAAGUCUCGCGGAGAAGAAGUUUUGAAUAUGGAGUUUGGUGGUGAAGUUGAGGAAGUUUACAGCCGUGAACAGUUUAAAGCUGCCAUGAACCUACCGGGAGUUUCGGUAAUUCAUUUCUCGACGGCCUCUGAUCAUCAGUGCAAGCAGUUGUCUCCGUUUGUGGACUCGCUAUGUACUCGUUAUCCUUCUAUACACUUCCUCAAGGUGGACAUAGAUAAAUGUCCGUCUAUAGGUAACGCAGAGAACGUGAGGGUUGUACCGACAGUAAAGAUAUACAAGAACGGUACUCGUGUAAAGGAGAUAGUCUGUCCAAGCAAAGAAGUGUUGGAGUACUCAGUGAGACACUAUAGCAGUUAGUUAAUACACUCAUUUACCCCUCAAUAAUCCCACUUAAGUUCAUUACCAGGGAACCUCAUUAGUGUAGAGUUAUCAGCUCUUUAUGAUUUGUUCAUUCAUUCCCCUCCUCUUCAAUGCCCUGUGAUCUGUCUCUCUGUCUGUGUUCUUCUUCUUCUUCUUCCAUUCAUUUUUCUCUGCAGAUUGAGAUUGGCAUAGGCUCCUUCUUCAGCUUCACUUGUUUAGGUAUAUUGAGAGAUGUUUACUGGUUGGAUAUUACUCUGUGUACAUAAGAGAAGUCUGUAUGUGAGUGAAGAAGGGGUUUUAUUUACUAAAAUGGGCAAACAGAGGAUGAUUUGGAUUCUUCAUUUUUUCCCCUUUGUUACUCUUAGAGCUUAGUGAAACUUGUCAUUUCAUUUCUCCUUUUUUUCACAACAUUUUCAUCAAUAAAAAUAUAUAAUUUUAUUCA